GAACCUAAAUGAAUACAGACCGCAUCCAGGCUCGUUUUCUCUGUCUUCUUUCCUCCUCUAGAGAAAUCACAAACUUGAGAGAAUCUGCAAAAUUGAUUCUUCGGUUCUUCUUCCUAUAAAACCAAAAUAACCUAAACUUUUCAAUCGUUAGAUGAGAUUACACACACUCCGGGGAGCUGUUGAGCACUGACGGCGAUGGAGACUGGUGUGGGUCACGUGAAAGUUUGGAUUUUUAGGGUUUGAAGAUUCCAAAAAAAAAGCAGUUCAAAUUUUGAAUAAAGGCUCAAGUGAUCUUCAUUCAAAUGGCAAAUUCAGUUAGCUUAAGAGAAGAGGAUCCUCUGUUGAAGGAUCUGAGUGAGAAGAAGCAGAGUUUCAGGAGAAAUGUUGUGUCUUUGGCUGCUGACUUGAAACAAGCAAGGACUCGUCUCGCUGAACAGGAGCGUUUCUGUUCACAAGAAGCCAUCUCGAGGCAGGAAGCAGAAACAAGAGUUAAGAGGAUGGAAGAUGAAAUGCUCGAACUUUCUAAGGAAUUAAACAAGAAAGUUGAGCAGAUCCGUGCCUCGGAUGUUGCUACUGAGAAGUAUGUGAAGGAACUAGGUGAUAUCAAGUCACAGCUUGCAGCAACACAUGCAACUGCAGAGGCAAGUGCUUUGUCAGCUGAAUCAGCUCAGUCUCAGUGCAUACUGCUCUCCAAACAUUUGCACGAGAGGACUGGUUCAUUAAAAGAGCAAGAGGACCAAGUAACUCGACUCGGUGAGCAGCUAGAGAAUCUACAAAAGGAGCUGAAAGCUAGAGAAUCUUCACAGAAGCAGCUAAGAGAUGAUGUUUCGAAAGUUGAAGGUGACAUUAUGCGUGUUGCACUUGCAUCAGAGGUCAAUACAAAGGAGAAUUCGGAGCUAGAUGAAGAUUCUCCAAAGAAUUUUGAAAGAAUCGACAAACUUUUGAGGGUUAAAGAUGACGAGAUAGCAAGACUGAGAGAUGAACUAAAGAUUAUAUCUGCUCACUGGAGGUUUAAGACACAGGAGUUGGAAGAUCAGGUGGAGAAUCAAAGGAGAAUUAACCAAGAGCUUAAAAAGAAGGUGCUGAAGCUAGAGUUUUGCCUUGGCGAAACACGCAUCCAAACUCGAAAACUUCAUAAGAUAGGAGAGCGAAACGACGUGGCGAUACAAGAACUCAAGAAGCAACUGGCUGCGAAAAAGCAGCAUGAAGCUGAUCCUUUUAGCAACCAAAACUUCUGGGACAAAUCAGGUUUCAAGGUUGUUGUCUCCAUGUCGAUGCUGAUUUUAGUUGCCUUUUCUAGGCGUUAAAUUAUCGAAAGAAUUCAUCUUAGAUUAUGUAUCAAAGUAGAUAGACAGUAUCUAUCCUACAUUGUAUGAAGGAUUAAGUUCACACCUCUUUGUUCCUAAUGAGAGAUGCUUAGAAGGAAACAAACGGAAGUUUUCUGUACAAAACCGAAACAUGAGCGUUGAAUCAAACAAAUUUAUAAUGUCUUA
This is a messenger RNA of Raphanus sativus (radish), 1493 nucleotides long. RefSeq names its product nuclear envelope-associated protein 3. NCBI's taxonomy places the organism in Eukaryota, Viridiplantae, Streptophyta, Magnoliopsida, Brassicales, Brassicaceae. The transcript is spliced from 6 exons. The coding region runs from base 303 to 1307 and encodes 334 amino acids. The record is from RefSeq and is a predicted model, not a curated record.